AUGAGCAGCCAGGCCCUACCCAGGCUUCUGGAACUGGCCAAUCAGAGCCUGCUGAAGGAGAAGGCCUUGGCCAUCACAGCACUGGAGGAGCUGUCUACAGAGUUCUUCCCAACACUGGUCAUGGCAGCCUUCACUGGGAGACACUGUGAGGCACUCAAGGCCAUGGUGCAGGCCUGGCCCUUUGUCUGCCUCCCACUGGGGGCCCUAAUCAAAGACCAGUGGCUGCACUGGGAGACUUUACAGGCUGUGUUUGACGGGAUCAAUGGCCUGUUUGCCCAGGUGGUUCACCCCAGGAGAUGGAAACUACAAGUGCUGGAUUUAUGGAAGCAUGCUCAUCAGGAUUUCUGGAACAUUUGGUCUGGAUCCGUGACCCAUGUGCUCUCAUUGAUGGAGUUAGGGGCAGCCAAUCCCAUGACUAAGAGGCAAAAAGUGGAAGAUUCCAGGGUGGAGGAGAAGCAGUCCUCAGGUCCCCUGGAGGCGCUCCUAGACCUUUGCCUCAGGGAGGGCACCCCAGAUGAACUCCUCACCUACCUCAUUAAGAAGCAUCUCUGGGCACUCCAUUUGGACUCUGUCUACUUUCUGAAAGGUCACUUGGACCAGGUGCUCAGGUACCUGAAGACCCCCUUGGAGACCCUCUCCAUCACUCAUUGCCUGAUACAUCUGUCCCUGUACCCAAAUGUUGGUCAGUUGAAGGAUCUGAAUCUUCAUGGCAUCAGCUUGAUGAACCUAAAUCCUGGACCCCUCAAGUAUCUCCUCAAGAGACUCACAGCCACCCUCUGGGGUCUGGAUCUAGAUAAGUGUGGAAUUAUGGAUUUCCAAUUCAGCAUUCUGCUUCCAACUGACAACCCUCAGCUUAUAUGGAACCCCAUCUCUAUAGCUGUCCUGGAGAACCUGCUGAGGUUCACCAUCAGGCUGAGCAAGUUAAGCCACAUGCUGUAUCCUGCUCCUGUGGAGAGCUAUGAAGACACCGAUGGGAUUCUCCACCCAGGGAGACUUGCCCAGUUCCACGCCAAGCUGAGGCAGAUGCUGCAGGAGGUGGGGCAGCCCAGCAUGAUCUGA
Molecule: messenger RNA, 1059 nt
Organism: Choloepus didactylus (southern two-toed sloth)
Lineage: Eukaryota; Metazoa; Chordata; Mammalia; Pilosa; Megalonychidae
Product: melanoma antigen preferentially expressed in tumors-like
Exons: 2
Coding region: 1-1059 (352 amino acids)
Cellular component (GO): cytoplasm
Source: RefSeq, a predicted model, not a curated record